AUCUGAUGACUAUGAAGCAGCACAUCUCUCGCUCCUCAGAUCACAUCAAAAUGAGUUCACUCGGUACGUCAUCCCAUGCUUCAUAGCACCAGGACGAUGUACUGACCCAGGAACACUGUCAUGCAGUGUUCAUAAUACCCUGUACCUAGAGGUACACUGUCCUGCUGUCAAACCGUCUAUUGUUGUGAUAUCAGACUCUGGAAGGAAUGUCCUUGAGUUUGGCAACAUCUCUUUAGGUCAAUCACAAUUGAGGAAUGUCACAAUUCAGAAUGUUUCCAAUGAAACUUUAGAUCUGUCUUCCUCAUUGCUAGAUCCUCACGGUCCAUUUCAGAUGCUCAAUGCAUUGAGGACAUUGGAUCCCCAAGCAGCCCAUACUGUUGUUCUGGGGUUUGAACCAAACGCGCCAAAAGAGUUCAACGAGGAACUAGAGAUCCGCUGUCCUCGUAACACAGUGUCAAUCAGACUCAAGGGUAAAGGCGUGACGCCUGUGAUCUCGCUGUCUGUUCCUGAUGGUCUGUUGGAUAUAGGAGACGCUAUGGUUUCUGAUUCGGUCACGUCAACCUUUAAGAUCUCCAACACAUCAGAGCUGUCUAUUUCCUUCAAGCUCAAACUAGACAGUCAGUCUCCUCUUCGUCAUGGUAAAGCUCAAGUCACACCAAGAUAUCUUAAAGCAUUUGAUGAUUCUGCUGAAACACAGCCACACGUUGUCGGUCCUUCAAACUACAAUGGUAUUGCUGUUAUUGACUGUGUUCCAGCACAAGGAGUCAUAGGAGCUGGAGAGUCCAAAGAAAUCAGCGUAACAUUCUCCCCAGACCAUCCCAGCAUACACUACGCGGAUGUGAUGACUGUAGAAAUUAACAAUGGGGACCAAGCACAGACGAUUAAGCUGGAAGGUCGAGCCUGGCCGACCUUGGUGUACGUGCGUGGUUUUGAUGAGUUGAUGCCUAAUAUAGAAUCACUGGUGCCGGAGCGUGAACCCGAGGAAGAGGAAGAAGCUAAAGCGACGAUGAAGAAUGUUUUGUUGACAUUCAAAAGCUGCUCGAGUCCCGAGGGAUUCGGCGUGGCGGAGAGAAUCCUUGAUAUAGGCUGCAUAAAAUCCAACCUACAGACUAAGAAGUCAUCAGAUUUCUAUUUCGAGAAUCCAAAAGAAGCGAACGAAAAAGGAUUUACGUUUGAUCCCAUGAAGGCAGGUGUGGAUAUCGGAGUAAAGAGAUCUGUUUUGUGUAAAUGGCAGCCACCGGCAGGACACGACCCCAAUACGCCAGUCGUAUCAAGCACAGUGUUGACGAUCAAGGCGGACAUCACAACACAGUACAAGAUUCUACUACAAGGGUUUGUAACAACAAUGCCCCAGGCUCCCGCUGACCAACAGCCUGCGCCGUCCAAAGAAGGGAAAUAACUCAAAGAUAAUAAUAUUUCUUUUGUGGACUCUAUCUAUAUUUUCAUAAAAGGAACUGCAAAUAGGGAAAACGCAAAGACGUUAGCUGUAGCUGUCGCAUCUUGGAUUGCCUUAGUUCAGCAGGAACUUCAUUCAUCACUUUUGCGCGUGCUUAAAAAAUAGCAUUUUCCCAUAGCAAAACUUUGCGCAAUUUUAACUCUUUCAAUGUGAACUCUUUAUUAAUAUUUUUCAUACAAGAAAAAUAUGGAAACCGCAAAGAAUUUUGAUGUUGUCACAGUUUAGUAGGUACUCAAUUCAUCGCUUUUGCGCAUGUUUUGAUAUUCAUUUUUUCCAGAGCGAAAUUUUCCGCAAUUUUAGUGAAGAUGUUCUCAAGUCAAAAAAAUACAGCUAGAUUAUCGAUUCAAUUUCUGGUUUGGAAACCUUGCGCGUGCGCAGUGUAACUAAAAACGAAAUAACAAUAAACAGGAAGCCAUUUUAGUGCCAUCCCGUGGGAAUGCUAUUUACAGAAUAUCCCCGGUUUUAACACACAACACUGCGAAUUUAAUGUUCAUUCUUAUUUCGCAUGCUGUAAAUUAUAAAACUUGUAAUAUAUAUUAUAUUAUUAGGGUUAAAAGCUCAAGUUUCGCUACGAA
Actinia tenebrosa (Australian red waratah sea anemone) is the source of this 2031-nucleotide messenger RNA. Its product is annotated as cilia- and flagella-associated protein 74. The record is from RefSeq and is a predicted model, not a curated record. Lineage: Eukaryota; Metazoa; Cnidaria; Anthozoa; Actiniaria; Actiniidae.